AUGUCCAACGUCGACACCUCCAUCCAGCCCCACACCACAGGGGCCGCCGCGGAGUUGGCAGAAGCCCACAAGGCGGACCACCCGCUCAAGCUCUACGGCGGCUGGUUCUGCCCCUUUGUGCAGCGUGCCUGGAUCGUCCUCGUCGAGAAGUCCAUCCCGCACCAGUACAUCGAGAUCAACCCGUACAACAAGGACCCGUCCUUCCUAGCCCUGAAUCCGCGCGGCCUAGUCCCGACCCUAGCCGUACAGGUCGGGACCGGCGCGGGGGCGCUCAAGCCCCUCUACGAGAGCACCGUGAUCUGCGAGUACCUGGACGAGGCCUACCCAGACUCGGGCCCGGGCCCGCGCCUCUUUCCCGCGGACCCGUACGAGCGCGCCCGCUGCCGCCUGUGGAUCGACCACGUCGCGUCGCGCGUCGUGCCGGCCUUCUACAGGCUGCUGCAGCACACGCCCUACAAGGCGUACGGCGUCGGGGAGGCGCGCGAGCAGCUGCACGGCCACCUCAAGGCGUUUGCGCGCGAGAUGGGGGGCGCCGGGCCCUGGUUCCUCGGGGAGAGGUUCAGUCUCGUCGACGUGGCGCUGGCGCCCUGGGCGAAGAGGCUGUUCCUGAUUGACCAUUAUAAGCCUGGCGGCGUGGGCAUUCCGGCCAGGGGGCAGAGGGGUGGGGAUGAGGAUGUCUGGGCGAGGUGGGAAACGUGGUUCGAGGCCGUUGUGCAGAGGGAGAGUAUUCGGCAGACGUGGAGCGACGAGGAGCAGUAUAUCGCGGUGUAUAAGAGAUACGCCGAGGACACCACGCAAUCCGAGGUCGGGAAGGCUACGAGGGAGGGAGGACAACUGGUUCAUCGCAAGAGCCAGGCGACGCCAAGGAGUAUUCGCAAAGAAUAA
Phialemonium atrogriseum is the source of this 885-nucleotide messenger RNA. RefSeq names its product glutathione S-transferase omega-1. The record is from RefSeq and is a predicted model, not a curated record. Gene Ontology annotation, cellular component: cytoplasm. The transcript has 3 exons. Gene Ontology annotation, molecular function: glutathione transferase activity. Lineage: Eukaryota; Fungi; Ascomycota; Sordariomycetes; Cephalothecales; Cephalothecaceae. Bases 1 to 885 code for a protein of 294 amino acids.